This is a messenger RNA of Cydia fagiglandana, 5416 nucleotides long. It is a transcript of the gene Nop17l, whose product is annotated as protein kintoun. Gene Ontology annotation, biological process: axonemal dynein complex assembly. The record is from RefSeq and is a predicted model, not a curated record. Gene Ontology annotation, cellular component: cytoplasm. Lineage: Eukaryota; Metazoa; Arthropoda; Insecta; Lepidoptera; Tortricidae. The transcript has 3 exons. The coding region runs from base 131 to 2671 and encodes 846 amino acids.
UUUUGUCAAUAUGCAACACUAACCUUAUCAUCGGCUCAGCUGAACUGAAUGUUUUAAUGUAUUAUCGUGAUCUUGUGAAUGCGUAGUUAUUUUGUGUUUAUUUUUAAACCAACACAAACUUCUAGACAAAAUGGCAACAGGCGUACAACCUCGUGACGAGGAUAUCCAAUUUACCCGGUCUGAUCUUGAAAAUAUUCAAGACGCCAUGAAGAAUAAGAAAUUUCGAGAAAUGCUUGCGGAGUACGCUGAAGAAGUACGUGACCCGGCGAAUCAAGCCCUUUACCAGAAGGAAAUGACCCAGCUAGAGAAGGAGCGUGGUUAUGAUGUAACCUUUAUUAAUCCGAAGGGCGGGUAUGUUAUCAAAACAAGCGUCGCUGGCGACCGGAAAGCGUUCGUUAAUAUUUGUAGCAAUGAUAAUGUCGGCAAACCGUCCUGCAGCGUUCAAGAGGUCGAUAACCAGAGAGGUAUGAAUUGGCAAAUACCAUACACUAUAAUCCCUCCCAGGGAAGAUUAUGAUCAGAAAAAACAGAGAUGUGUCAUUUACGAUGUAGUGUUCCACCCUGACACAUUGCGCAUGGCAGAGGUUAAUAAAAGGUUCCGUGAACUGGUCAACAAGACUGCGUUGGAUGGCUUGAUGAAGACAUACAACAUUCACCUGGAUAACAAUAAUUUACGUUUUCCUAAGUCAUUAUACAAGGGAAUGACUACUCCAGCUAUUAUUCGGAAAGAGGAUCCAGAUUUUAAGGGUAUUCCUUUAGAUGAUGAAGAAGGUGCGGAACCUUUAUCUCCUGAAGUAUUGGAGAAAUUAUAUCCACAACGCACAUUUCCAGUAGAAUCUAAAUCUGAAGAAAUUAAAAGUGUCAGUAAGUCCAAACCUAAAGCUAAAUCUAAAAAAGAAUUUAGUCAUGAAACUAUCAAUGGAUACACUAUACCCAAGUACAUUAUCAAACAACAGAAGAAUGUUGACAUGCAAGAAUUCACUUAUGACAAAAACAGUAAACAGUACACUGCUAUACCCAGUCAAAUAGUGGUUGAAAUUAAUCUUCCUCUACUGUCCUCUACUAAAGAUUGUACUUUAGAUAUUAAGGAAAAAUCACUGAGUUUAUCUUGCGAAAAGCCAGCUAAAUACAAACUUGCCAUAACUCUUCCAUAUGCAGUUAAUGAUGAAAAUGGAAGUGCUAAGUUUGAUAAAACAAAGCACAUGCUUAUUGUCACAUUACCUGUAGUCAGGGAAAAUAUAAAGAAAGAUAGUAGCAAAGCAGACAGUGGAGUAGAAAGUGAAGAAAACUCCAGUUCUCAAAGUGAUGAUGACCAGAGGGAUAAUUUAGUUGAAGAAUUAUCAUCUACUGUUGCAGAGAUUGCUAUAAGCCCUACUACUCAACAACUACAACAUAAAUCAUCUGAAGAAGCAUUCUUAGACCCUUCAUAUGGAUACAUUUUACCAUCAUACACACAUAAUGUACUUGAUGAUAUUGUUGCUUUUACUUUCCAUGUUAAAAACACUGAGCCGGACUCUGUUAAAGUAAAGAGUGAAGACAAUAAGGUUUACAUCAAAUUUACUACAGUAGGAUCAGGAUUUGUACCAGUUCAUUAUGCAGCACUUAUAGUAUUUGAUGAGGGAGUAAAAUUUGAGAAUGCUACUGGAGAACCUUGGGAUAACAAUGUUAUUCUACAGUUAGAAGUGUCUGGCAACUUGCCUGAAAAAUUCCAAAUAGGUUUGAGCGAUGCUUCUCUAACCAGUGAAUACUUUGACAUGUCCCAAGUGAAAAAGUCUUCCAGUGACCAAUCAGCUUUAAGUCAGAAACUGCCUCAAGAUGAAAUUUCUUUACCUGUUGUUGAAGUAACAAAUUUCGGCUCUGAGACAAACAUAGUAGUGUCCUCAAAUAUUGAAAAUGAGGACAGUGAUGACAUUGAAUCACCCAGAUCUCCUAAAGAGAAAGAAAUUGUGUGGGUGGACUCGGGAAUGAAUGAGACUGGAGCCAAGAGUAUACUGAGGAAACCAAUGCACAUGAUGAGAAGCUUUUCGGAGUCUAGUGUCGGAGAUGUUGCUUCUUCAAUGGAUUAUGUCAGCUCUGACUGUAUUCCUGAAGAAUCCAGCUUAAAAAAGACUGUUAGGUUCAGUGAUGUCAUUGCAAAACAAUUUUAUAGGUAUAAUUCAUCUAUUGAAGGGCAGAAGAAAAAGAAUCAAAGGAAAAAGAGUAAAAAACGUACUCAAGACAGGCGCAAGAGUGAAAGUGAGGCGGAAGAUGAUUUCAACAACUCAACUCGGAUUCCGAAAUCGAAACCGAAGUCAGCUUUAAAACAGCGGCGCGACAGCGGGCUAGCAGACACUUCUGAUGUUGAAAGCGAAUGCCACAGCACUCCAACUGGCAGAGAUAUCCCCAGCGAACGGAAGGACGACGGAAUCGACACCGACGCGUCGGAUGGAAGCGCCCCUUCAUCUGUAUUUGACAUUUACAACAAUGACAACUCGAGGAAAUCAGAACCCGUUAUAUGGAAAUCUAAAGACGAAGAGAAAAAGUCAAAAUCAGAGAAAGCAAAAGCCUCGGAACCCACAACCUGUGAUAAUAUUAAACAUAACACUGAUCUCUAUGAUCCAGAUAAACUGAACAAAGGCCAGUACCAAGAAGUAAUGUUCAAAAACGAUCUCAUAUUUGAUUUGGACAUGUGAGUGCUGUCAUUUCUUAUGUAUCUCUUAGGGAUUCACACACAGAAUGGUAUACAAAUGUCUGAUGUCCAAUUUCAUUUUAUUAAUUUAGUCCGCAUAGUAUUUUAGAUAUUAAUUUGGAAUAGUCCCAGUUUUAAUUUAGUUCCUAUCUUAUUGCGUGUAGCUAUUUUAGUUGUUUUUCGUGUUUGCUAAGUUUAUGGCAAUGGUUCACAAUAACAUCCAAGUAUGGUCAAUUAUAAAAACAUUGAAUAUAUAAAGAUUAAAUAUACAAGUGUCGUAAAUUAUGUAUGUAUUAAAAAUAUAGUACAAAAAGUUACAGUUUGUACAUUUGUCUAUAAAUAAAUAUUCAAAACUAAUUGUAAAAGGCAAUAAUUAACUUUACAACAUUACAAUUUUAAUUGCAUUUGUAUGAUGGUGUUUGUAUAAUAACUUACAAGACCCGCUUAUGAGCUAGGGCUGAUUUAGACGGCGCGCGAACUCGCAUGCGAUUUUAACCCGCACUGGUCAAAACCCGCAAUGUAAUGAAACUCGCAUGCGAGUUCUCGCAUCGUCUAAAUGAGCCCUAAAGAAUGGGAUGAAUUGACCGCCAAGGACGUCAACUGACGCACACGGUUACAGCCCAAUAUCGACCUUCAUGCAUUCUGAUAAGGUUCACGAUGGCUCCCUGCACAUAAUAGGCGUGGCGUCGAAAGGGUUAAUGUGACCUUGACAGAUGUUUGCAGUUUCCCACCGUCAUGCAAACGCAGCAUUAAAUAAAAUGACAUCUAGUGAUCUAGGUUUAUAAACAUAUUUUCAGAUAAUUUUCAUUGUGCUCAUUUUAGACAAUAUUUAAAUAUUGGGUAGUUGAAAUGCAUUUAAAUGGUACAAAAUAGACUAAUUGGUAUUAUUGGCUAAGAUUGAAAUAACAAUGUCCUGUAGCUUAAGUUUUAGAUCUAAUGCACAGUGAUGGUAGAAUGAGUAGGAGUGAAUGUAAGCAGGCACAUAUAGCACUAAACCACUUUUUUUAUACCACUAACCAACUAUAUGUUAACAAAUUGGCGUUUUAGCAUGAAGAUUAAAAUUUAAAUAACAGUGUAAAGUUUCUAGUUAAAAACGUUCAUGGUUUUAGUAACUGCUCAGUGUUGCACAGUUAAUAAAUUUUUAACAUAGUGUACCUGAUGAAAACAAAAAUAUAGUAUGUACUAUCAAUGUAAAAAUAUUGAAGAUUUUGUCACUUACCGUUAAGCAAAGCAAAGGAAUGCAUCUUAAUUAUUGUAAGUAAAGCCACCUUCAGUGACUUCAGGCCCCACCACUGCUUAAAAGUGCCACUAUCACAGAAUAAAUAAUAGUAAUAGUAGGUACAGAAGCCUCACUCUCUAACAAAACGCGUCUGUUACGAUCAGGAAAGAUAUGGCCGCUAGAUGGCGACAGCGCCACGCGCUGCUUAUGGCAAACCCCAAAAUUGGGGUCGAACGGAUGUACUUUUAGCUACCUGUAGCAAAGCGACGAAAUCGCGGAGUGAGACACGCCUGAUACUAUGCAACGUUUGUUAGGUAUUCCUGCUAUUGAGUCUUAUAAUGUUUAAAAAAGUAUGUGCUAAUCGUACAAUUUUAUUAUGGUAGUAAUCUGGAACUUAAUUGCACAUUUUUGUGUGCAGCUUGACUUUAUCACAAAGUAGCGAAUAAUCAAAAUAAUAAAUGUAACAUAGACACCGAAUUUAUAAAAAAAAUGUUAGAAAAAAAAACUUACAAAACGAUGCAUUGUUAGAUUUUGUACGCUUAACAAUAUUAACCAGUGUAACUUAAUGUACUUAGUGCAAGUUGUACUGUAUACUGCCGCGCUUAGCACAAUUAUACAAUGUAUGUACAAUUAUAUACCCUAUUGUCAUACAAUAAGGUUGAUAGCAGUACCUUCUUUACCAUAAGGGCACACGGGGCCCGUGCCCAGGGCCCCCAUCCUCAGGGGACCCCGAAGGACAGACAGUAACAAUAUAUUUGAUUACUCACAAUAAAUAGAAGAUCAUAGUAGAAAAAUGUUAGUUUAAUUAGCUCUCUUUACUUUACAAAAGGGCCCCAAAUUCUUAUGUGCCCACGGGCCCCAGCAUAGUUUAAGACGGGCCUGGUUGAUAGUAGAACAAGUUUUUAAACUAAUUGGUUGGUUUAACUUUUGUGUCCCUUUAAAAUCUUGGUUUUAAUGCUUUAAAAUCAAGUAUGCAUUUGUAGUGAUUAAGUUUAAUUAUGCACCAGCUAUUGAAAGCUAGUUGGUAGGUAGAAAGUGUUUUAACAUUUUUUUAUCAAAUAUCAAUACUGUAGACUUAGCAUGAGUGCGCCGCGACAGAAUCUCGCACGCGAGAAACGCUACCUGCCCAUCUUUGUAACUGUAUUAUGCAAUUGGCUAAUUGGAGAGGGACCGGUGGUCUGUCACGUGCUGAGCCUACUGUAUUUUAGUUGAGGGACAGAAUAAUAUCAAAAAGAUGUACAUACAUAGUUAAUCUGCCCAGUUAUUUGGUACGUAGGUAUGCUAGGCGCGGCUGUAUAAAAUAUAAUAUUUUGUGCCUUUUCUAUCACUGGCCACGCAAGAUUCAGUCGACCAGCUGUUGUCAUAAACUGGCACAUUUCAGUGAGUUUGUGUAAUUGUUUAUCGAUAGAAAUGAUCAUGAAGUUAUUGUUUUCUGUAGUUUAUUAAUCGCUAAUAUUGCUAUGGAUUGACUUUUAUGACUAGGUAUAUUAAUUAUGAUGUAAUUUUGAAUAAAAUGUGUCAAUAAAAUAA